Etheostoma spectabile (orangethroat darter) is the source of this 838-nucleotide messenger RNA. Its product is annotated as atrial natriuretic peptide receptor 1. Gene Ontology annotation, biological process: protein phosphorylation; receptor guanylyl cyclase signaling pathway; cGMP biosynthetic process. Lineage: Eukaryota; Metazoa; Chordata; Actinopteri; Perciformes; Percidae. Gene Ontology annotation, cellular component: plasma membrane. The coding region runs from base 41 to 526 and encodes 161 amino acids. Gene Ontology annotation, molecular function: peptide receptor activity; protein tyrosine kinase activity; adenylate cyclase activity. The record is from RefSeq and is a predicted model, not a curated record. The transcript has 7 exons.
CUCUCUCCAGAAGGGGUCUAACUGUGGUUCUCUGCUGACGAUGGAGGGAAACUUCCAGAUCUACACAAAGACCGGCUACUACAAGGGAAACCUCGCCGCCAUCAAGUACCUCAACAGGAAGCGCGUGGAGCUGACCCGGAAGGUUCUGUUUGAGCUGAAGCAUAUGCGAGACGUUCAGAACGAGCACCUGACCCGGUUCAUCGGCGCCUGCAUCGACCCCCCCAACAUGUGCAUCAUCACCGAGUACUGCCCCAGGGGCAGUCUGCAGGACCUGAUGGAGAGUGACAGCAUCACUCUGGACUGGAUGUUCAGAUACUCUCUGAUCAAUGACAUCGUCAAGGGCAUGUUGUUCCUCCACAACAGCGUCAUCGUCUCCCACGGCAACCUGAAGUCGUCUAACUGCGUGGUGGACAGCCGCUUCGUCCUGAAGAUCACCGACUACGGUCUGGAGAGUCUGAGGGGACGCAGCUGUCCUGAGGACACACACGCUUACCUACUACGCACGGAAGCUGUGGACCGCCCCUGAGCUGCUGAGGACAGACUGCCCCCCCCCCUGUGGGACUCAGAAAGGAGACGUAUUCAGUUUCAGCAUCAUCCUGCAGGAGGUGGCCCUGCUCCGGGGGGUGUUCUACCUGGACACACACACUCUCACUCCCAAAGAGAUCGUGAUGGCGGUGCGUGAUGGUCCCCCCCCCCCCCUGCGCCCCUCCCUCUGUCUCCACAGCCACAGCGAGGACCUGGGCGUCCUGAUGCAGCGCUGCUGGAGCGAGGAGCCAGGAGACAGGCCGGACUUCAGGACCAUCAGGGUGCUGCUGCGCAAGCACAGGUGGGGGGGGCU